This is a messenger RNA of Diabrotica balteata, 677 nucleotides long. The record is from the annotation of a GenBank genome assembly. NCBI's taxonomy places the organism in Eukaryota, Metazoa, Arthropoda, Insecta, Coleoptera, Chrysomelidae.
AUGACAUUUUUGUCAAAGAAAAUUACAAUUUUAUAGUAUAAUUUUAUUAUUCAUUUUCUAAAUUUAUACACUUUGUUAAAAUGGUUCGCCACAGUAAUGAAAGCAUAUCGUCUUCUAAUGAUAACAAAGAAGAAAACCAAAAAGCACCAAAAAAUCCAGUUAGGUACAAAGCAGGAAGAGUAACUCGAAAUCCAUUUUUAAAUUUUCUAAGAAUCUUUAGAAAGAAUGCCGAAGGUAUGUCAGUCAAGGAUAUAGCAAUUGAAGGAGGAAAUAUAUGGAGAAAAAUGGACAAGCAAGAGAAGAAAUUAUAUCUAGACCAAGCCAAAUUAGCUCCUUAUAGACCACGAGUCAGACGACGUAAACGAAGUUUGUCACGAGGAAGAAGAAGAUCGAAGAGUAGAUCAAAGAGUAGAUCUGCAAGUCGCAGAAACAGAGGAAGAAGGAGAAGAAGAAGUUCAUCUAAGCAGUAAACAAAAAUGAUUGUUAUUGUUUUUAAAAGUAUUCUUGUAGAAAUUUUGUGGAAAAGUGUUACAAAUCUUUAGUUAUAUUCCUUUUUUAUUAAUUUUGUACACGGAUUUAAAAGCACGCGUCAUUUGUGAAAUUAUUAAUUUAUACAAUGAUUAACUAAAAGCUUCUUAUAAAUUUUUUACUACACAAUAUAUUUUUGUAAAUUUUUA